This is a messenger RNA of Mollisia scopiformis, 687 nucleotides long. RefSeq lists its product as uncharacterized. The annotation marks the transcript as partial. Lineage: Eukaryota; Fungi; Ascomycota; Leotiomycetes; Helotiales; Mollisiaceae. The transcript has a single exon. The record is from RefSeq and is a predicted model, not a curated record.
AUGUCUUUCGGUUACUCAAUCGGAGACUUCAUCAUCCUCACUCAAAUAGCGUACAAUACAGUACAGAAUGCUCUCAAGGCCUGUGGAGUCCACGACAAGCUCACACGUGAGGUCAACUCUUUGCGCCUCGUCCUCAACCGCCUCCAAGUCGAAGUCUCAAAGCCUGAUUCCAUUCUGAAUCAGAAGGAAGACAACCGAAGGAAGGAGCUAGCUACGCUAGCGGGGGACUGCAGACGAGUGCUCAACAUCUUGACGCAGAUUCUCGAGAAGUACAAUGCUUUGUCGGAUGAGAAGAGGAGUGUAACAAAGCUAUGGCAACGAUUCAGAUUCGGCAGCGGAGAGUCGCAAGACCUGGGAAAGAUCAGGGGAGAAGUUUCAAGCUACACUCAAGCCAUAUCACUGUUCUUGAAUAUGCUGGCUAUUGGUUCUCAGGGAAAGGUCGAAGCGUACAUGGAUGCGCAUGGCGAGGAGUUGAGAGAUAUCAAACAAUCUCUGCAUUGGGUAACAGCUAGCUUGCAAGCGCGAGGAACUCAUGAGGAGAAGAGUAUCUUGACAACAUAUCCGGAUGAUGAUAAACUUGUCUGGAAGGCCUUUAGAAAAGAGUUGAUUAUGGAGGGCUUCUCGAGUCGAACUUUGGGAAGGCAUAAAAAGGUCAUCAAGAAGUAUGUCCUGGAGAUGGGUGACAGA